AUGGAGGAGUUGCGGGAAAAGUAUCCGAACUAUGAAGAAAUGGAUACAGAAACUUUAGAUGAUGAAUUACUAUAUCUUGAUAAGGAUCUUAGGGAAAGUGAAACUACUGAGGAGACCCACGAUAUUAACGAGGAAAUUAAUUACGUACUCGAAUUGAGGAGGAGAAGAGAAGUACCAAGUGAAGACCUUAUGAGAGAGCAACUAGCUGAGAAAUUUCCUAACCUAUCUAAUUUAUCAUAUGAUGAUCUAAUGGAUAGGGGAGACAGACUGUUAAAUGAAUUAAUACUAUCCGAUUUGGAUGAAGACAGUUUCAAAGAAAAGUCGGAAGAACUGAGGUACGUUAGAAUGCUAUCAAAUGAUUACCAAAGAGAGUCAAACUUAAAUAAACUUCUCAACUUAAGAGACAAAGUGAAAAAGAGGGAUCUCAUUAAACGGGAUGAUCGUAGGAGACUGCAGAGGCUCAGGUUAUGGGCAAGGGAGAAUGCAGGCAUCUUAUCAGCUGUUCUAAUUUCCUCAUCAGCUGUAAUCAUAGGACUGGUAGCUUCAACUAGAAACAUAUUAUGGAAAUUAGGUGACACAACAGGAAAACUCGAUAAGCGGAUUAGUGAGUUGGCAAACAAUCAAAUAGAACUACCACCUGUAUUCCAGAAGAUAGCCGAUGGAGUAGAGUUGGCAGCGGAUAAUAUAUGGAUAAUCAUUAUAUGCGCAGCAGCAGUUUUACUUUAUCAGUACAGUUAA
Paramuricea clavata is the source of this 738-nucleotide messenger RNA. The record is from the annotation of a GenBank genome assembly. Lineage: Eukaryota; Metazoa; Cnidaria; Anthozoa; Malacalcyonacea; Plexauridae.